Molecule: messenger RNA, 1047 nt
Organism: Polistes dominula (European paper wasp)
Lineage: Eukaryota; Metazoa; Arthropoda; Insecta; Hymenoptera; Vespidae
Gene: COX5A
Product: Cytochrome c oxidase subunit 5A
Biological process (GO): mitochondrial electron transport, cytochrome c to oxygen
Cellular component (GO): respiratory chain complex IV; mitochondrial inner membrane
Source: RefSeq, a predicted model, not a curated record
GUUAUAGAAAAUAUUGAAGAAUUCAGGUGUGUUGAAAGUUACGUCAUUGGUACGCAAGCGUCAAACAGUUAAAGGUGUGACUGACAUCUUUUAGGUUUAUGUAAUAGACGAUUCUGUUUAAGGGUGCAUAGUUGUUUCGUCGUAAGCUCUUGUGUAAAAAUUUGAUAUAAUUUUGUUAGAAAAAAUGUUACGUAUCGUGGCAGGACGCGUUGGAUCUUCCAUAAGAAAUGCAACGAUACCUCGUGCAACGAUUAUUGGUACACAAUCCUUGAGAAAUUCUCAUACUACCGAAACCGACGAAGAAUUCGAUGCACGAUAUGAAAAAUAUUUCAAUCGUCCUGAUAUCGAUGGCUGGGAAGCUCGUAAAGCUAUGAACGAUUUGGCUGGUAUGGACAUGGUACCCGAGCCCAAAAUAAUCUGUGCAGCGUUGAGAGCAUGUAGAAGGUUAAAUGAUUUUGCCUUGGCUAUUAGAUUUUUGGAAUCCGUUAAAGACAAAUGUGGUCCAUAUGUCGAUACUAUUUAUCCAUAUAUUCUUCAAGAGAUUAAACCUACCAUGGAUGAAUUGGGUAUUAAUACUUUAGAAGAAUUAGGAUAUGAUAAACCAGAAUUAGCCUUAGAAAAUCCGAACAACAUGUAAUUUGAAAAUAUAUUCAUUUGACGUAUAGUAUUUAUAUUAAAUAAAUGAAAGUGCAUCUUAGUGCAAAUUUAUUCAUAUCAUUUAUGAAUGAUUAAAUUGAAUCAUUAUUAAAUGAAAUAAUGUACUUUCAAUAAAUCUAUUUAUAAAAAAAAAUGUUUCUUAAUCUAAUAAACAAAUUAUAAUUGGCAUACAGUUGUUGCUAAUUAUUGAUUGAUUGAUUGAUCGAUCGUAUAAUCUCUAUUGAUAAAAUCUAGGUUAGAAUUGUGACAUGUACGACGAGGGUCAGUGCAAUUUUAAUUAACGUGGGAAACAUAAUGAAGAAAUGAUAUGUGUGCUAUAUUUGAACUGUUUUUUUUUUUUUUUUUCCAUUGGUUCUUUAUGUCAUUCAUGUUUUGUUAAAUGGCGAUGGA